AUGACAAGGGAACCUGCAAUUGUACUACACACAACAACCCUAAGUUCUUCAUGGCUAGACCCCAUCACAAACUACCUAGAACACGGCCAAGUCCCUGCUGACGAAAAGGAAGCGGUGAAAUUAAGGAGGGAAGCGGCCAAAUACGCCGUCAUCCAAGGACAGCUAUUCAGAAAGGGGCUCAGCCAACCCCUACUGAAGUGCCUGCACCCCGACCAAACGGACUACGUCCUCAGGGAAGUCCACGAGGGCUGCUGUGGGCACCACAUCGGAGGAAAAGCCCUAGCAAGAAAGUUGAUCCGAGCUGGGUACUACUGGCCGUCGAUGAUGGCAGAUUCCAAAGAGUUUGUCAAAAAGUGCAUAAAGUGCCAACAGAACGCCAACUUUGCCAAGGCACCGGCAAACGAGUUGAGCUUGCUGACGACCUCCCGGCCGUUCGCACAGUGGGGAAUCGACCUCUUGGGGCCCUUUCCCGUCGGCCCUGGGCAGGUGAUAACACGGUUCAGGAUACCAGAAGUCGUCAUCUCGGACAACGGCACACAAUUUGCCGACAAAAAGUUCACAGAAUUUCUCAACGGCCUAGGUAUAAGGCAAAAGUUCUCUUCGGUAGAACACCCUCGGACGAACGGACAAGUGGAGUCCGCCAACAAGGUUAUCCUUUCAGGGCUAAAGAAGAGGUUGGACAACAAAAAGGGUGCUUGGGCCGACGAGCUGGCAUCAGUUCUCUGGUCUUACCGAACGACCGAGCAGUCCUCCACCAAGGAAACCCCUUUCCGAUUAACGUACGGGGUGGACGCGGUAAUACCCGUAGAAAUCGGAGAACCGAGCCCACGACUUCUUUUGAAAGGGGUGGAGGAAGCCGUAGAAAAGGACCUGAUAGAAGAAGCCCGAGAAAUGGCCCACUUGACAGAAACGGCGCUAAAACAAAGAUUUGCGCUCCGCUACAACACCAAAGUGCUCAAAAGGGAAUUCGAGCCAAACGACCUCGUCCUGAGGCGAAAUGAUAUCGGCCUGCCGACCCCCGGAGAAGGCAAGCUGGCGGCUAACUGGGAAGGCCCAUAUAGAGUCAAGAAAGUGAUGGGAAAAGGAGCAUUCAAACUAGAAAGGCUCGACGGCAAGGAAGUCCCGAGAACUUGGAAUGCGGACAACCUUAGAAGAUUCUACUCCUAG
Arachis stenosperma is the source of this 1167-nucleotide messenger RNA. RefSeq lists its product as uncharacterized. Gene Ontology annotation, molecular function: nucleic acid binding. Gene Ontology annotation, biological process: DNA integration. Bases 1 to 1167 code for a protein of 388 amino acids. NCBI's taxonomy places the organism in Eukaryota, Viridiplantae, Streptophyta, Magnoliopsida, Fabales, Fabaceae. The record is from RefSeq and is a predicted model, not a curated record. The transcript is spliced from 2 exons.